Molecule: messenger RNA, 861 nt
Organism: Aphanomyces astaci
Lineage: Eukaryota; Oomycota; Saprolegniomycetes; Saprolegniales; Verrucalvaceae
Exons: 3
Coding region: 7-810 (267 amino acids)
Source: RefSeq, a predicted model, not a curated record
CUUACGAUGCCGUUUGUGGCGUGGACUCCGGCGACAUGGGCCAUGUUCGUACCGACAAAGGCAACCACACCAACGCUGGGUGUAAACUACUUGCAAGCCAGCCAAAAGCAGAUUGAAAUUGCAGUCGAUUCGUCCAACAAUGCCCGGCUCACAAUCUCCCAAGACAUGAGCCUCGGUGUCGGCGGUGUCCUCUGGAAUUGCGGAAGGGCGAUUGUACAGGCUUUGUCGCGGCAUCCAGAACUCGUGCGAGGACACGACGUGCUUGAAAUGGGGUGUGGCACUGGCGCGGCAAGCUUAGCCGCUGGCUACUACGGUCCCCGGUCGCUGCUCUUGACGGACCUCUGUGUCGUAUUGCCUCUAACCCACAUCAAUGCCCAACGAGCACUGCAAGACCACCCGGACGUGUUUUCUGCGAUGGACGUUGCUGUUCGCGAAUUCAAAUGGGGGACGUGGCCGCCGAGUCCAAAGCACCCGUUUGGCCUCGUCUUGUGCUCGGACUGUCUGUACGAGCCGUCUGUUUUUGGUGACUUUGUGCAGUCGCUUAUUGACGUGACCGCGACUGGCAGCCGCGUGCUGUUGGCAUACAAGCAACGUAUUCCAGAGUACGAAGUGUUUCGUAGGCCAUGCUGCGUUGUGUGUGUGCUACACAUGCAUUGUAGGCGCGAAGAGCAAGUAUUUCUAGGCCUCUCCAAGCUCUUCACGGUCCAAUUGUACUCGGCCGACGCCAUCACAGGCCUGAAUUUCGACAACGACAAUGUGUUUGUGUUCUUGCUGACCCGGCGUAGUGGGGCCCCUCGAGGAACAACUUAACUGCAAACUCACAAUAAUAAAUGAAGCAAAUAGAAAUACUUCGAAGUACAG